AUCCAACAAGCUAAAUUGUUUAAGAAUGAUUUGUCUUACCAAAUUAGGUUUUAAUUUUUAUGCCUUAACAUUUCAGAAAUUGAUGUCUAAAUUGUCAACCAAAAAAUUUGGUGUUCAGGUGGCACCUACAAAAUCAAUUAGCAAAAUACACACAAUUAGUAAUUGCAAAGCAUAAAUAAACAUUAACAUUCGUGUUCCACUGAGCUUACACACACACUCUCUCUCUCUCUCUCUCUCCAAAUCUGAGGGACUCGACUGGGUUGCUAAAACACAGAAACCUAUCCCAUAACCGUAUUAAACAUCAAGCAUCCAAACGAAUACGCAUCGCUCUCCCCGAUCAAAAUCCCAACUUUCUUUUCCAUUGCAAUUCCACAAAUCUGCUGAAUUGGGCUCAGUUUUUUCUUGGGAUUUCUGGGAUCUGAUUGGAGGUGAAACUGUCCGGCUUCAUAUGGAUGUAUAUGGAUGCCUUUCUGGAGGCUGAGAGGUAAAGACUCUACAGUGGCUGGUUGAGCGGAGGAGAUAACAAAAUGGCUCCCAUAGCAAAGCUGAUAAGAAGGCGGCAGAUGCAGCCGCAUGGAUGUUCAAUGUCGUAACUUCCGUUGGGAUCAUAAUUGUCAAUAAAGCUCUAAUGGCUACAUAUGGCUUCAGUUUUGCUACAACAUUAACUGGUUUGCAUUUUGCUACGACAACUUUGAUGACGGUUGUUCUAAGGUGGCUGGGAUACAUUCAACCGUCGCAUCUACCUGUCUCUGAGCUUCUAAAAUUUAUGGUCUUUGCUAACUUCUCUAUUGUUGGAAUGAAUGUGAGUCUAAUGUGGAACUCAGUGGGAUUUUAUCAGAUAGCAAAGCUGAGCAUGAUCCCCGUGUCAUGUUUACUGGAAGUUGUUCUUGACAAGAUUCGUUACUCAAGAGACACAAAGUUGAGCAUAGGAAUUGUUCUCUUGGGAGUUGGUGUUUGCACUGUCACUGAUGUGAGUGUCAAUGCCAAGGGCUUCAUUGCUGCCUUUAUAGCUGUAUGGAGCACUGCACUACAACAAUAUUAUGUGCACUUUCUUCAACGGAAAUAUUCACUCGGUUCUUUCAGUCUGUUGGGACAUACUGCUCCAGCCCAGGCUGGAUCUCUUCUGUUACUCGGCCCCUUCCUUGACUAUUGGUUGACAAACAAGAGAGUUGAUGCCUAUGAUUAUAACUUUGGAUCUCUGAUGUUUAUAAUUCUUUCAUGCACAAUCGCAGUAGGCACCAAUCUCAGCCAGUUCAUCUGUAUUGGAAGAUUUACCGCUGUGUCCUUCCAAGUACUGGGGCAUAUGAAAACAAUUCUUGUUUUGAUCAUGGGAUUCUUUUUCUUUGGGAAGGAGGGUCUGAAUCUGCAUGUUGUUUUGGGAAUGAUCAUAGCUGUGGUUGGGAUGAUUUGGUAUGGAAAUGCCUCGUCUAAGCCCGGUGGAAAGGAGCGUUGGAGCCACUCUCUCCCUACAAGCAGGCAACAAAAACACGGUGGUUUUCCUGAAUCUACUGAACAUGACGGAAAAGUUUAAAUUCGUUCAGUUUAAGUAGAAAUGGCUGAUUUCAGGAAAUUCUUAAAUGAUUUGAGGUUACAAACCAAAAAUUUUCUGAUGAUUUAGCCUCCGAAUUUCGAUUUCUUGCCCUGCUAUUCAGUCCCUUUGGAGGAAUGGAUACAUCAAGAUAGGGAAAACUCUUUACCAAUUUCAAUUUUUUUGGUUUACAUCAUCAAAAUCAUAGUAAUUUUUUUUUUUCCUUUUUUUUGGGUUGAGCUCUUGUAUUUUUCAGCUUUCUUUUGAAUCAAAAGUUAUCUUGAGAGCGUA
Messenger RNA from Pyrus x bretschneideri (Chinese white pear), 1819 nucleotides. RefSeq names its product UDP-rhamnose/UDP-galactose transporter 5. Bases 578 to 1531 code for a protein of 317 amino acids. The transcript has 7 exons. Lineage: Eukaryota; Viridiplantae; Streptophyta; Magnoliopsida; Rosales; Rosaceae. The record is from RefSeq and is a predicted model, not a curated record. Gene Ontology annotation, molecular function: UDP-galactose transmembrane transporter activity; antiporter activity. Gene Ontology annotation, cellular component: Golgi apparatus.